Molecule: messenger RNA, 3438 nt
Organism: Anguilla rostrata (American eel)
Lineage: Eukaryota; Metazoa; Chordata; Actinopteri; Anguilliformes; Anguillidae
Product: cilia- and flagella-associated protein 57-like
Exons: 21
Coding region: 1-3438 (1145 amino acids)
Molecular function (GO): protein binding
Source: RefSeq, a predicted model, not a curated record
AUGCUAGCACUGGCCAUCAGCGCCAACCGCCGUUACCUGGCUGUGUCCGAGCGCAGUGAGAAAGGCACCAUCACAGUGUACGACCUACUUGAGAAGAAGAGGAAGAGGCAUGUCCUAUUCGUGGAAGAUGCGCCUGUGCAGGAGUUUGUCUCUGUGGCCUUCUCGAGUGACUGUAACUACCUCAUUGGCCAGUCAGGACCACCGGACUGGAUCCUCUUCUAUUGGACUCUGCACAAGCCUACGGUUAUAGUCAAAGUGAAGAGCGGUGGACUCUCCUACCCCAUAAACCAGGUGAGCUUCUGCCCGGAGGACAACAAUCAGAUCUGUGUGUGUGGAAAUGGGGUGCUCAAGCUUUUCAAAAUCAUCGCGGGAGAGCUCAGACAGUCCAGCAUCAAGAAGCUGGAGAAUAUGGAGUCUCACAACUUCCUGUCGCACCAGUGGGUUUCGGCACGCCAGAUUAUUGUGGGCACAGACACUGGUCGGCUGAUGGGGUUCGAGUCCGGAGUUCUGUACUGGGAAACGAGUGUGAUGACUAAGCCUUCGAUGCUGGAUUCAGAAAGAUCACAGGAGACAAAGCAGGAAGAGGGCGUGGCUGCCCACCAGCCUCGUGUAACGACCAUUGCUACAUAUUCCAAAGGCUUCGCCUGCUCAGCUGGGCCCGGAACGGUCUGUCUGUUUGAGAGGACAGAUGAUGGAGACAGCUUCAGGAAAUCCAGGGAGAUCCGGAUCCCAUCGGACACCUGUAGUCAUGAUCCUAGCCAGGCUGAGAUGCAGGAGAUUGUCGCCCUGUGCAUUAGUCCCACAGAGACAGCCUUAUCCGUCAGCACUGACCGUGGCCAGCUCUAUAGUGCCAACCUGAUCUCUAUAGAAAUGAGCAAGGCGGGGGAGCCAGCCCAGUUUGAGUACCUUUCCCACGCCUUCCACUGGGGCACGAUCACCAGCCUGUCCAUUUGCGUUCACAAGCCACUCAUCGCCACUUCCUCUCUGGACCUUUCUGUGCGCGUCUGGAACUUCAAGACCAACACACUGGAGCUCUAUAAGGGCUUUCCUGAGGAGCCUCACAGUGUGGCACUCCACCCUUCUGGGCUGUCCAUCAUGGUGGCCUUCACCAAGAGGCUAAGCUGGAUGAACCUGCUGAUUGACAACUUCAGGAUAUUCAAGGAAUUCAGCCUCAGAGGGUGUACAGAGUGUGCUUUUAGCAAUGGAGGACACAUGUUUGCAGCCAUCAGUGGAGCCACUGUUCAUAUUUACUCCACAGCAUCAUGUGAAAACAUCAUGGACCUGGCAGACCACAAUGCAAUGUUGCGCUACGUCGUCUGGAGCGAAGACGACAGCAAGCUGGUGUCAUGCGGCACAGACGGCGUCGUGUACACAUGGGACACCCAGAGCGGCGAGCUGGAGUCGGAGUGCGCGCAUAAGUCCUGCCUGUACACAAACGUCUGCAUUUCCCCUGAUGGUGAGAGCAUCUUUGCAGUGGGGACAGACUGCACUCUCAAAGAGAUCCAAAACAGCCAGAUCAUCAUGGAAGUACCAGCCAACACUGUGACCUACACCACUCUGGCCUUGUCUCGUGAAGGGAAAGUGAUGUUCUGUGGCACGUCUGCAGGCUCUGUCACUGUCAUGAGCUGCCCACUGUCAGACCAGAAGGAACUGUUUGAGUUUAAAGGCCAUGCUGGAGCUAUCACCAGGAUGGCCGUUACAUUUGAUGACCAGUUCUUGUUGACCAUAUCAGAGGACGGCUCUCUGCUCAUCUGGAAGAUAAUCUGGAAUAGGUACGGUCUGAUGAGGGACAAAAAGAUGUGCUACCUGGAGGAGAUCCUUAUCACCAAGUCUGACCUGGAGGAUAAGAACUGCAGCAUGCUGGAACUGAAUGCAAGGGUGCAAGUGCUGAACACAGAGAAGCAGUACCAGCUACGACUGAUGGAGAUGGAGCACAAGCGUCAUUUCAAAAAGAUGACCGAUGAGUUCACUCAGCAGAUAGAGGCCCUGGAGCAAAAGAACAACAUUCUUAAGGAAGAAAAGCAUAAGUUGGCGCUGGAACAUGACAAGUUAUUGAAAGAAGUGGGGGAAGAGCAUGCAAGAGUGAUCCAGGAUUUAAACUCUACCAUGCAGCGGAAGCUGGGGCAGGAGUACGAGACCUCGCACGUGCUGCAGCUCCAGUCACAGAAAGAGCUGGAAGAGUGCAAGCUGCAGCUGCAGAGCACCGAGGACAGCCACAGGCGAGUGAUGGAGCAGGUGACCGGGUCCUAUGAGUCCACGCUGCAGGAGAACCUGCUCCAGCUUCGGCAGUGCAAACACAACUCACAGCAGCAGAGGAUGGAGUAUGAGCUUAUGAUAAAGAUGAUAGAGCAGGACGCCGACAAAGAGAUCCUGGACAUACGCUGCAAGUACGAGACAAGGUUAAAAGAGGAGAGGGAAAUAAGCACCCAGUACAAGGACGAAGCUGGCAUCAUGAGGAAAAAGUUCAAUUGCCUGCAGAAAGAGAUUAGUGACAAAAACAAGGAGAUUGAGAGACUUAAGGCAGAAGUGAAGAAGCGCUUGAAUGUGAUCAGCAAUCUGGAGAAAGAUAUCUUGGGUCUGGAAAAAGAAAUCGUUUGGAGAAAUGAAAACAUUGAGGAAAAGGAAAUUCACAUUUCUGAAAUGAGGAAGAGGAACAUUGACCUGGAAAAACUGAAAUACAUUCUGGACCACCGGGUCAAAGAACUGACAACACAGAUUGAGCCCAAAGAGAAAAUAAUCAAAGAGAUGAAGGAACAGAUCCAGCAGAUGGAGGGGGAACUGGCUGUGUUCAGCAAGCAGAGUUCCCAGUUGGAGAUAAACAUCGCAGAGCUCAAACUGAAGCUGAAUGCCACAGAUAAGGAUAUGCGGCAAGCAAUGGAGAAGGCAUGCGAUAUGAGUACCGUGGUGAAAAGAUUCAAGGCUGACCUUCUUAGCUGUGUGGACUUCAUACAGGACCCCAAGAAGCUGAAAGAAAGUGUACUUGAGCUGCAGGGUCGUUACAUAGAGCAGUCUGAUGAGGACGUCCUACGCCAAGACCUUGGCAAGCUGAAAGAUGGGCGUGAACGGGAUGAAGUUGGCAGGAAAGUGGUGAUGUCCCUCCGGAGGAAACUGGCAAAGGAGAUGGAGUCCCACUGCACUGACAAAUUCAAAUGGAUGCAGGAUGAUUCCACCUUGAUCAAAGAGCUUAAUGAUUUAAGAAGGGAGCUGAAGGUCUCUCAAGAAACAGUCCAUGAUUAUGAGAACCAGUUGUCAGUAUACAGGAGGACAAAGUCAUACAAUUCCUUUGCGACCACGCUCUCCCCUGAGGAGGAGGCUCAGAGGAUCAUUCGGCUGCAGCGGGCUGAGAUCAAGUGGCUCCGCCAACAGAUCCUGGACCAAACAGGGAAGUGCCCACUAAGACCUCCCCACAGCACCAACCUGCGCCCCCUCUCCAAUUAA